AUGACCACCAGGUGGCAGCAGAUCUUUUGGGGAAAAAAGACCUUAUGUUUUUGAGUUGAUGCAACAGCAAAAAAGUGGGCAGUGCAUAAAGGACGUGUAAACUGCAAUAAGAUCGCGGAUUAGCUCCUGAUUGGUUGAAAAGUUUGCGGUACUUUUUUUUCUGCUGAGUUUUUUUCCUACUAUAAAAAGCAAUGGCAACGUGAGAGGUUUCAUUCUCUCGAAGUGAGCACCGGAGCUGGACUAUUACUGAGCUAAAAGUCCUUCACUGGGAUAACAACUACUUUAGUGGAAUAUCUCUGCAAGAUCAGAUUUUUUUAGCCAUGGCAAACUCCUGUCUGCAGCUCUUUGGCUUUCUGUGCAGCUGUCUGGGGUGGUUGGGCAUCGCUGUAGCGACCGCCACUAAUGACUGGGUGGUCCUCUGCAAGUAUGGCCUGAACACCUGCAAGAAGAUGGACAACCUGGGGGCCAAGGGGCCGUGGGCUGAGUGCAUCAUCUCCACUGGACUCUACCACUGCUCCACCUUCACACAGAUACUGGAACUGCCUGCCUACAUCCAGACCACACGUGCACUAAUGAUCACAGGUUCCAUCCUGGGCCUGCCCGCCGUGGGGAUGGUCCUCAUGUCCAUGCCUUGCAUCCGCAUCGGCAACGAGCCUCAGAGUUCUAAGAACAAGCGUGCCGUCGUGGGCGGCGUCCUCACGCUCAUCGUCGCGCUGUGCGGGCUGGUGUCCACCGUGUGGUUCCCCAUCGGGGUGCACUGGGAGGAAAACCUGAUGUCAUUCGGCUUCUCGCUGUAUGCCGGCUGGGCGGGCGUCGUCUGUUCGCUGCUGGGCGGCUGCGUGCUCACCUGCUGCUCCUCAGACUCCGCCUCCUCCCGCCCGUACCAGGACAACAGCCACUACUAUUAUUCCAAGACGGGCAACGCGCCGGGCGCCCCCACCGCCACCGCAUCCUCUGUCAACCACGCCAAGAGCGCCCACGUCUGACCACGAUGUCGGACACACACUUUGACACACCCACACACGUUAGUGAAAGAGUUGGGAACGGCCCUCCACUGUCGGCCAUGUUGGUUGGAUCUUUUGGGGGCGUGGCCUGUGGACUUCCUCUCCUGCUCAGUGGACUCUCAUCACGUUACGCGUUUUCAUUUGAUUAAUUUCGUGGAAUUUUUAUUGUUGGUGUUUCUAACUAGAAUUUGAUUGAGUUGUUGGCUGUGAGUUGUACAGACAAUUAAAUAGAAGAUGUUGUCACUUAGCCAAAGUGUUAAAACUCAAGUAUGGCCCCUGGCAGCAGUGUACGAAAAAUAAGACGAAAAUGCAGCGAUCUGAUUGGACGCUUAGUAAACGCCAUCAUCUAUCGGCGAUGCUAUGACAUCCUUUGCUUUUUCCGAUCUAUUAUCUUUUCAACUGCGUUACGGGAAAAGUCAAAGUAAGCUAGCCUAUUUUAUUUUUGACUAAGCUGAGCGGAAAAAAUAAUGAAUGCCGUGACAUUGUUUUUUCACGAUCUAUAAUCUCUCGCUUUUGUUGUCACCAAAAAAAGUCCCACAUUUCGUUACGGUUGGAACAAGUAUGCACGCCUAUUUUGUUUUCGACUAAGCUCAGCAACAACAAAAACAAAGCAACAAAAAAAGUCCCAUGUUUUACAACGGUUAAAAAAAGUAAGCUAGCUUAUUUUGUUUUUGACUAUGCUGACCAACGGAACAACUUAAUUACGGCAAACAAAAAUUGUGCAACAAUAUAAAUGCGACAAUUAGUUUCAGCGCAUGAUGACAUUAUUAACUUAAAUGACGUUGUCGCCUUUUGGCGAUGCCGUGACAUCAUUUGCUUUACCAUCUAUACUGUACUGUUGCAUUUAUGGUUACCAAAAAUGUCCCACAUUUUGUAACUUUUGGAACAAGUAAGCUAGCCUAUUUUGUUUUUGACUACGCUCAGCAACGGAAAAACUUUCAAUGAGGACAAGACAUUAUUUUUAAAAUGUGAAAGAAUAUUCUUUUUGGUACGUGGUAACAUCGUAACCAAAAGUAAGUUUCGCAACUGUUAAAACAGGUAAGCUAGCCUAUUUUGUUUUUGACUAUGCUGAUCGACGGAACAACUUUUAAUUACAACAACAACAAAAAAAGUGUUUUGGCAUAUGACAACAACAAGCUUAACUGACGUUGUCGCCUUUUGGCAAUGCCGUGACAUCAUUUGCUUUCCGAUUUGUAAUCUUGUCAUUUUUGCCAAAAAAGCCCCAAUGUUUCAUAACUGAUGGAGGAAGUAAGAUAGCCUAUUUUGAUUUUGGCCAGACUGAGUGACGGAACAACUUCUAAAAACAACAAAAGAAACCACAAUAAAAGUAUGAGGUCUGGAUAUUGCAGCGAAGGGUUAGGAGUUUGGUCAGGGGUGUCCAACUUUUUCCAGCGAGGGUCACAUAACAAAAAUGUGAGGAUGCAAGGGCCACUUUGAUAUUUUGUAUAUGCUAGGUAGUUAUAUAUAUAUUUCAAGAAAAAACUUUGUGAUAUUGGUGAAAAAGUCUAUUAUUCAUAUGAACUUCACUCUUUACCUUUUUUUUUUACCCAUUUUUGCAGAUUAAAAAAAAAAAAAUUCUAAAUAUUUCAACUUCUUCUUAAAUAAUCUUUGUCAAUUUUCUUUUUGUAAUAUUAUGACUUCAUUCCCCUAAUAUUUUGACUUUAUUCUCAUAAUAUUAUAACUUUCCCCAACCUAAUUUUCCAAAAAUUACUUCUCUCACAUUACGACUUGUAAAAAAUAAUGAUUUUUUUUUAUAUUUCAACUCUAUGCAACUGAAAUGACAUUAUUCUUCCACGUUUAUUCUCAUAGAUUUUGUUUUUUCCAUUUCUGCUGGGGUUUUUUCCCAACUAUUUCAACUUAAAUUAAUGUAAAUGUUGUAAUUAUGACAAUAUUCCCAUAAUAUUUUGACUUUAUUUUCAUAACAUUACAACUUUUUUGGCAACCUAGUUUCCCAAAAAUGACUUUGUUUUGUUUUUUUCUCAUAAUAUUGCUUUUUUAUUAUUAUUAUUUUCCACUAGCCAUCCCAAACCAGCUGUACUUGUUUUGUUUUCCUUUGUUUCCCGAUCUUGCCUGCGUUGUUGCCCAAAAAGUCAAACUUCCUUGCGAGCUAACCACCCAGAAAAAGCUGUAGAUUUUCUUCUCGAAUCUGUUGCGCGUUAAACAUGAAGCAUGAUUAAAAAUGUAAGCGGACGUGUAAGCAUUUGCGUAAGCGUGAUAAUUGGAAUAACAAAUCCUUGCAGCUUCUCAACAUUCACGCACGUUAUUGUUUCCUUAAAUGUGACUUAUACCAUCGUGAUAUCAGCUGUAUCGGAUGGACUUUAUGUGCACUGAUAGCACGGCAAGUAGUUGAAAAAACUAAUCGGUAUCCUAUGACUUUGUUGGCUAUUUAUUGUUUCAUGUGCUCCUGUUUGAUUUUCCACAUAAAGCUACAUCUAUCUGCCUUGGCGCGUCA
Messenger RNA from Dunckerocampus dactyliophorus (ringed pipefish), 3456 nucleotides. It is a transcript of the gene cldn11a, whose product is annotated as claudin 11a. The record is from RefSeq and is a predicted model, not a curated record. The transcript is spliced from 3 exons. Gene Ontology annotation, biological process: cell adhesion; bicellular tight junction assembly. The coding region runs from base 321 to 986 and encodes 221 amino acids. Lineage: Eukaryota; Metazoa; Chordata; Actinopteri; Syngnathiformes; Syngnathidae. Gene Ontology annotation, cellular component: bicellular tight junction; plasma membrane. Gene Ontology annotation, molecular function: structural molecule activity.